GGGAUUAGAUACAUAGAAAGGAGCCCAGCAGGGGAGCCAGUUGGCUGUUCUGAGAUAAAAAUCCCUUGGAGGAAGCCAGCAUGAGACUCCAUCAGACAGAAGUACACUGGGGGGUUGGAAGGUUCAUUUGAAUGCAUAUUAAUUGAGCAAGGGGGAAGCAGUAGCAGCGGGGAGUCUCUCUCGCGGCGUCACAUGCUCACCUGAAAGGGAGGAGUGAGAGGUGGCUCCUCAGUAAACAGAAUUCCUAGCAAACAAAUUGUAUCGGCCGAAAGCACUGCGCUGUGGCAACGCCAGGCAGGAAGCGACUGUCGGGCUCUUAAGUAGUGAAUUGAAUCCUCCCUCCCUUGUGCGAUUUGCUCGCUCCGGGGAGGUUGCAGUGACUUUAGCUGAACGUGUGCACUUUUCCCUGUGCCCUUCCUGCGCUCUCUAUGCCCAGGGCAGCGUCCCGUCGUCUCUCCCCAAGGACUGUUGUCACGGCGGAGCGAGGGAAAGCAGGAAAUCAGAUGCAGCGGGGAAAAGUUGCAGGAUAUCCCUCAGACUGGAAGUGACACUGGGCUGUGUCUGCGCUUCUGUCGCAGCUUCUUCCACUUGACAAACGCGGUGGAUAAGGUUGUGGUGGGGCUGAGCCGUACAUGGAGAUUUAUUGAGCGCCCCUCUCUACCUGUACGGGCCAUGGGAGGCUGCGUGGGGCGACCCCAAGGGGAGAGCCAGAGAUCGCAAUCCAGGGCCUCUGGGCAACAGCGCAAGAGAGCAGGUCGCAACGAGCCAUUAAAGAAAGAGAGGCCAAGAUGGAAGAGCGACUACCCCAUGACUGAUGGACAAUUGCGCAGCAAGCGGGACGAGUUCUGGGACACAGCACCUGCCUUUGAGGGCCAGAAGGAAAUCUGGGAUGCUUUGAAGGCGGCCGCCUUUGCAGUGGAAGCCAAUGACCAUGAGCUGGCUCAGGCUAUUGUGGAUGGUGCCAGUAUUACUUUACCUCAUGGAUCUCUAACAGAAUGUUAUGAUGAACUUGGAACCCGCUACCAACUGCCGGUUUACUGCCUGGCUCCUCCUCUUAACCUUAUCAUGGAAAGAAGUGAGGAAGAUGGAACAGAAGCUGUAGAACCAGCCCCCAACACCAGACGGGAAUUCCAGCUUAAAGUCCGCCUCUCCACUGGGAAGGACGUUAAACUCAACGCCAGCAUGCUGGAUUCCAUUGGCCAGCUGAAAAAGCAGCUGCACGCGGUGGAGGGCUUUGAACCUUGUUGGCAGCGCUGGUUUUUUUCUGGGAAACUUCUCACAGACAGAAUGAAGCUCCAGGAGACAAAGAUCCAGAAAGACUAUGUGAUACAAGUCAUUGUUAACCAGCCACAAGAGACACAAAACUGAACUGGGACAAUGCCCAGCAAAUAUGAAUGUAUGUUUCAUUACAAGUACAAUAGGAGGGUGAGGGAAAGGCUGGCUGCUAGGUCUUUAUCUCCUUUCCUCAUGUCCACCUUCCCAAGCAUCAAUCUCUUGCUGAGCGGGGACUGUAUCGUGAAAUUCAGGUGGCGAGGUGAAUUAAGAAACCUUAAUGCUGCACUAUGUCUCCCUUAGUCUUUAUUGCACACAGAAUCCCCCUCAGUUUAUUGUAUGGCUGAGAUUAAUGGGCAGAUACGCUCAUCCCGAGUGUGGCAUUGGGUGGGGGAAAUUCUUUUUUUUUUUUUUUAAUACAACAUUUUCUGGGUUUACCUUUCAAUACGGGGGUGGGGGAAGCCUUUGGCAUUCCAAACUCUGGAGAACUACAGCUUCUAAAAGCCUUCUGCAGUAGGGGCUGCUAAGAGUUGAAGAUGGGGCCCAAGAGGAUUCAACUGCAGCAAAUCACUUUUUUUCCCUCUACUCUCUAAAAGUCUAGCUCUACUUGCCAAGCCCCAGCUUAGACGAUGUACCAUGGACUUUUUUGGUUAAUUUUUCAAAUGUAUCACAACGAUAAUACAGAUUUAUUACACAUAAUACUAUACAGAGACACUAUGCAUUCACAAGCUACUUUUAGACUGGUGUCACUGCAGUCCCUUUUUGGUUUGAUUUGGAUAAGACCAGUGCCCAAGCAUCUGCAUGGAUGGGGCCGGUGACCAUGCAUCUAGGUGUGAUGUUAAAGAGCAGCAGGGAACACAGCAUUCUUAUUUUUAUGAUUGUCUUUAAUUUAGCACCAAAGAACCCUGCUGUAUUAUGUGCUGGCCCCAUGUAGCCAUACCCAUUGUUUUUGGUUUGGAUCAAAUUCUAGCAGUCAGGGCAGUGGCAGGGCAGUGGCACAGGUUAUUUUUGGGUUUCUUGUCUUUGAGUAGCCAAGUGUACAUGUGUCUAGCCUACAUCAUUUACAGUCACUAAAAUGCAAAGUAAUAUCUGUAAGUCUAUGCUUGACCGCAUGCUAGAAGUUUUACAUGCCGACGCAUUUGGCAAGCAUGUUUCUUUGGCUUGGCUUUGAGUGGGAGGCCCCAGUUGUAAAGCUAAAGGUAGGCAGUAACCACUAUUUAGAGAAACUAGCACCUCCAAUCUGUUCAGAGAUGUUUUAUUAGCGCUACAGAUGAAAAGCCAGAAAUUGUUUCAGUUCACAAUUAUUGGCUAACUCGUUUAGGGUGCCUGCAUGCUCUUGGACAUAGGCAUAAAGCCCAUCAGCAUUCAGUAAGUUUUAAACCAAUCCACUGCUUCCCUAAUGUUGCUUAUGCCAAUUGGAAACAAUGGUUCCACCAUGUCUAUAAGUAGGGUUUAUUUUUCAGUGAAAUACAUUGAUGGCCUGCGAUCUGUGCCCAAAACACUCCUGUUUGUUAAUCUCAGGGCUGGUUUGAAAAAAUGUAAUCCAUGGGAAUACACAAUUCAUAUUAUUCUACUGUGUAACAAUUGUUUGAUAUUCUUAAUAUCUAUACGAGGGAUAGAUAUCCUCUGGCCCUCCAGCUGCUAUCCAUCUAUUUCUCCUAGAAUCCCAUGCAAGCAGCAGGAUGCUUAACCAUAAUUAACCUAGACUUGAAAGCACAAUGGCUCUUUUUCCUUAACGGUGUACUUUGUACAUGAUACACUGGGUUUUAUCAUCUCAACAGACAAUAAGUGGCCAAAGUAUUGGACUGGAACUUCAAGAGGAUGGGGUGGAAUUGCACAAUGACAGCCAUUCUGCUUAUAUGGCCCAAUCUGCAGAUAUGUGCUUAAUGCAGCACCUUGUUGGCCAAGGUGUGCUGAUUUGGCCCUUAGGCCCAUGGUAGGAUAAGAAGGGUUCCUGGGCAAUGAGAUUGGCAUGAUAUUAUAUAAAGAGGCCAAUGCUUCAAUUUUAACAAAACAAAAUGAAACCCAGUUAAUCAAUCUUGUCUUAUUGAGUAUGGCCAUGAAUAGUUGGUACAAUUUGUAAGUCAUAGUGUUAUGAACACCCCCAUCUUUUCCACUAAUGGUUACACCUGCUUUCUUUAUGGUGCCCUGGCACAUGCAACUUUGUGUGUGUUUUUCCACUUAGUGCUGUGCCAGAAAACGGCUGCUGGAGGAUUCUGGUAUUGCCCUUAAACAGCUGGAGGUUCAGAGGUUUCUUAUCCUUGGCCUACUAUGGCAAGAGUGAAUACUUAGUUUCGAAAAUAGAGGAUGCAAAUGUUUCUCCCUCCAUUUGCCUACAUCCAGGCAUACAUAUUUUUCUUUUAAACCUACCUUUGAAUGGAAUUUUAUAUCUUGUUUUAAUCAUUUUAACUGAUCAAAUGGUGUUGCCUCUAGAACAAAACAAAGGAAAUGAGUAAGCAAUAAGAAAUCGAAAUCUGUUUUAAUGUCACAUCUUGUGCACAGAGGGUGAUAGGCCCUUCAGAUGCUGCUCAAUUACAACUCUGGAUAUUCCGUCGAUGGGCGAAGGCUUGAAUUGUUGGUGGAGAGUUGUAGUUCAGCGGCUGAUGGAGGGGAUGCGUACCCAUUAACGUCUUAUGAUAUUUUGAACAAGUAAGUAGAUUCUCCAAGUCUUUUUAUUAAUGUGACUGGCUCAGGAUGCUGGGCUAAAACUGUAGGGCCACCAGUUGUCCUUUUGUGUCUUAAACAAGGGCUCUUCUGCAGUGUCUGAAAUUUAAGUUCCAGCAUUGUCCAAGUUUAUUGGAAAAUCCUGGGACAUUUAAUUCAAAGAGGCAGAGUUUACAAAUGUAAACAUUGGUUUGUAAUGUUAUCCUGACUACUUUAUAGAUUUGGGAUUAAAGGUUAAAUCUACCUUGUUUUAUAAGUGGUAUUUUUUGCUUUAAUUGUACAUCAUAAGGGGCAUAGCUUAUUUAUACAGAAAAUGAAGGGUGCCAUCUACUUUUGGCCACUAGAUGGUGUAUUUGUUAACAGCCCAAGCUAAAUAGCAUAUAUGUAUUCUGUGCAUGCAAUAAGCAGCGCUUACUUAUCCCAAGAGAAAAUAGAUGCAAGAUAAACCUUGCUUACAAAUAAGUUAUAUUCCUCUUUUUAUUGCGACAGGGCACAAUAAAAUGCACUGUGUGGUUCCAAUGUGAUGUAUAUCCACUAGCUGACCAGCAGCUGCCUGUAUGCGCAUUGGUUUUUUGUGAUUCCAUGCAAAGACAGAUUCUGUUUCACUCUCCUCGUCUUGUUUGUAAUCAACACUUUACGGUUUUUAGCAAUACCUAUUUAUCUGCAUUGUACCCCACAACAAUAAUACUUGAAAAUGAGAUGUUCAUCUCCAUGUUUCUCCGGAUAAAAUAUUUGUAAAUAAAUCAAUUCAUACAGAA
Messenger RNA from Xenopus laevis (African clawed frog), 4694 nucleotides. It is a transcript of the gene ubtd1.L, whose product is annotated as ubiquitin domain containing 1 L homeolog. The transcript has 3 exons. Bases 673 to 1368 code for a protein of 231 amino acids. The record is from RefSeq and is a predicted model, not a curated record. NCBI's taxonomy places the organism in Eukaryota, Metazoa, Chordata, Amphibia, Anura, Pipidae.